Hemibagrus wyckioides is the source of this 1584-nucleotide messenger RNA. Its product is annotated as neuronal pentraxin-2. Lineage: Eukaryota; Metazoa; Chordata; Actinopteri; Siluriformes; Bagridae. The coding region runs from base 1 to 1584 and encodes 527 amino acids. The record is from RefSeq and is a predicted model, not a curated record. The transcript is spliced from 5 exons.
AUGAUACGUGAUCCGUUUCACACACACACCACAUUUCUCCUGAGAAGGACAAGGAUGGACGGAUGGGUGCUCCCUCUUCUUGCGUGCCUGCUCCUUGUCUGUGGAGGAGUUUCUGGCUCGGAGUAUGAGCUCGGUGCUCACCCACGCUUCAUCUGUAGCCCCAUUCCCCCCGAUGCCCCCUGCAUCCCCUCUGAUAGCUCUGGUCACCAUGGCGGCCAUCACGGUGGCCAUUACGGUGAACAUCACAGCAGGCACCACGGCAGCCAUUACACCGGCCACCAUGGUGACUCCUGGUGGGGCGUGUCGGAUGAGGCCACGCCCACUAUCUUGCACCUGCGUGAGAGCUUAGUGCAGCAGAAGGAGACGAUUCUGGACCAGAGGGAGACGAUCCGCGAGCUCACCUCCAAGCUGGCGCUCUGCCAGGGCUUCGGGCAUGGCCUGGGAGGACACGAGCAUGGACACGAGCAUGGACACAGCCAGUACAGGCAUUACCAUGGCAAUGAAGAGCACACGGGUGACGAGACGAUGAGUCUAUCACACUCAAGCUCUCCGGAGCAGAUGAGACACAUGCUGGAGACGUUAAAGGAGAGACUAGAAAACCUGCAGACGCACAACACGUCCACGGCGUACUCCGCCUCUCUGAAGGAGCUGCUGCGGAGGAAGAUCUCAGCCCUCGAACAGCAGAUGCUGCAUCACGCAACAUCCGUCACCGACGGCAACCAUCACCACGGUGAUGACGAGGAUGAUGACGAUCACGAUGGCCAUGACGGCGACGAACACCACGACGGUCAACACGACGGUAACCAUGAUGACAGUCGCCAUGGCAGCGACACAGGUGGACACGAGCACCGGAGGUCAUCGCACCGCUCACAGGAUCGCCGGACGACGCAUGACGAGCUGGACAAAGUGCUGAAGCAGCUGACACACGGCGCCCGUUCGAACACAGGUACGAGGAAGAGAAGCAAAUCUUCUAGAAGUUUCCAGAUUGGCUUCCCAAUGCGCACAAACUACAUGUAUGGGAGAGUGAAGCGAACGGUGACGCAAGAGAUCUAUGCCAUGACGCUGUGCAUGUGGCUGAAGGGCGGAGCCUCGGGCAUAGGCACGCCCUUUUCCUACUCCGCCCCGGGGCAAGCAAACGAACUGGUGCUGAUUGAGUGGGGGGACAAGCCGAUGGAGCUGCUGAUCAAAGACACGGCAGUGAUAUUACCCCUCUCACUGCAUGAUGGGAAAUGGCACCACGUGUGUGUGACGUGGUUGGCACAGGAUGGAGUAUGGGAGGUUUAUCAGGACGGCACAAAGAGAGGCUCAGGGGAUAAUCUUAACGCCUGGCAACCCAUCAAGCCUGGAGGAGUGUUUAUUUUGGGACAGGAACAGGACUCGCUCGGCGGACGUUUCGAUGCCACUCAGGCUUUCGUCGGUGAAAUCUCAGACCUGCAGCUCUGGUCUCACACACUCACGCACCAUGACAUUUACAGCCUUGCGUCCUGCAGAGGUCACAUGACCGGUGAUGUCAUAAGCUGGGCGGAGUCGGUGGUGGAGCUGCACGGCGGGGUCACCAAGUACCCGUUUGAUCCCUGUCAUUAA